ACAAUUGCACGAUUCACCCAUCAAAAUAUGUACGUAAAUCUAGAAGAUUAACUAGGGAGUUCUGAUUGUAAUUUGUAAAUCAUAAGUUAUUUUCUUAAGAAAAAAAAGGAACUUUCUCAUAGAAAGAGUUUCGAAACCUUAUACAAGUACCCUAGCAAGUUGAUAUCGAUCAUAAAUUUACAUGUUACUACGAAACAAAAAACAACCUUUGAGAAAACUCUGAUCUUCUACCUGUUUUUCAAAUUUUCCCCGCUAAAAAAAACCCUAUGGAGUCAGAGGGGCACCGAAAUCCUUCAAACCCAUCUGCAGUUUUGGCUUCUCUUUUGACUAAAAGAGCUAAACUUCAUGAAGAACUCAGAAAUAUUGAAAAACAGGUUUUUGACAUGGAGACGACGUAUUUACAAGAUCCUAGCCAAUGUGGAAAUGUAUUGAAAGGUUAUGAUGGGUUUUUAUCAACUUCAAAGAGCACUACAAUGUUGAAGCGGUCCAGGAAGUUUCAGCCUGAAGACAGGCUAUUCUCCUUAUCAUCAAUCACCUCACCAGCAGCCGAAGAUCAGGCACUAGGAAGAGAAGAUGGAAGAUUGGAGUCUGGUCCAGGUCGAUACAGGGGCAUUGGUAUCCUCGGAAAUGGACAGGGCAAACCGAAGAAAGGGAGAGGCGCUAGAGAAGGAAAGAGAAUCAGACAUAACGAUCAGGAUUUUGAUUAUGAUGAUGACACUGAAAUGUAGUGUGGUCAAUUCACUACUAUGAGGAAUAUCAACUCAUGCUGACGUCUUUGGGUAUCUUAGCUAAAUGCUAUAGUCUAAAGCGGAGCAUACUCCUCCAUUGAGUACCUGUCACUGAUCUAUCUGAAUAUAGCAGCUAACAUAUAGCGCGAUCAUUUUUCUUUUUUUUUUUGUUCCGGGGUUUCGUGAGCUUGUACUGCAGUCUCUAAGAUCACCAUGAUUCAAGUUUAAUUUGAAUAGCUACCUGUAGAUGGGUUUGUACUGCAGUCUCUGGUGUACAUGUUAAACUGAGGAAUUGAUGUUUGUUUGCUGCUAAAGAAAGCUUGAGCUGUUAUUUA
Beta vulgaris subsp. vulgaris (sugar beet) is the source of this 1063-nucleotide messenger RNA. RefSeq lists its product as uncharacterized. NCBI's taxonomy places the organism in Eukaryota, Viridiplantae, Streptophyta, Magnoliopsida, Caryophyllales, Amaranthaceae. The transcript is spliced from 7 exons. The record is from RefSeq and is a predicted model, not a curated record. The coding region runs from base 267 to 728 and encodes 153 amino acids. Gene Ontology annotation, cellular component: histone acetyltransferase complex.